This is a messenger RNA of Saxophila tyrrhenica, 837 nucleotides long. RefSeq lists its product as uncharacterized. The record is from RefSeq and is a predicted model, not a curated record. The transcript has 3 exons. NCBI's taxonomy places the organism in Eukaryota, Fungi, Ascomycota, Dothideomycetes, Mycosphaerellales, Extremaceae. The coding region runs from base 1 to 837 and encodes 278 amino acids. Gene Ontology annotation, molecular function: FAD binding.
AUGGCCGAACCCAGCUUCAAGGUCCUCAUCAUCGGCGCCGGUUCUACCGGUUUGCUUCUGGCUCAAGGCCUCAAGCAACAGAACGUCAAAACAACCGUCUUCGAACGGGAGGAUCCUGAGCUGUAUCAGAGCAGGCCGCGCGAAUGGGGCAUACCACUUCAAUGGGGUGCUCAGCAUAUCCAGAAGUGCGUGCCGCCAGACAUGCGCGCGCAUCUGAACGAGAGCAUCUGUUGUGGUCCCUUCUAUGGUGCCAAAGGCCUCACGCUGCCGCAUUACAACGCUGAGACUGGCGAGAAGCUAUUCGAUAUGCCUGGGAACGAGCCAAGGCGCAUCUCAAGGCGCAAGUUGAGGAACUUCCUGAACCAGGGCAUUGAUGUUAAGUAUGUCGAGAAGUUAAGGAACGUCCACAAAGAAUCACCCAAUACGGUCAAGGCCACCUUCGAAGACGGGACCACCGCGACCGGCCACGUGCUGAUCGGCUGCGAUGGCGCCAGAUCAGCUGUCCGCCCCUGCCUUGUCGGUGAAGAUGCAGCGCAGUUGAUGGACCUCGACAUUCAGAUGUUCAACCUAGCUGCUCCGAAGGACUUCGCCGAGCCCUGGAGAAGCGUCGGCGCUAGCUUGACUUCCGACCUGACGUGGUCGACUGAUCGCACUACGGUCUACAAACCAUUCGACUGGUCUGCGGAGGAGUUGGCAGACAUCGUCACAUUAGCCGGCGAUGCCGCCCACGCAAUCCCGCCUCACCGCGGUCAAGGCCUCAACAACGCUCUCGAGGAUGCGGCCAAGCUUGUGGACGAAGUGACUUUGGCUGCGCAAGGUCAGCAAAGCAUUGCAUAA